Fusarium falciforme is the source of this 396-nucleotide messenger RNA. RefSeq names its product Ribonuclease T(1). Gene Ontology annotation, molecular function: RNA nuclease activity; RNA binding. NCBI's taxonomy places the organism in Eukaryota, Fungi, Ascomycota, Sordariomycetes, Hypocreales, Nectriaceae. The transcript has 3 exons. Bases 1 to 396 code for a protein of 131 amino acids. The record is from RefSeq and is a predicted model, not a curated record.
AUGCUCUUCUUCAAGUCCCUCGCUCCUCUGGCCGCUCUCCUGGGCGUUGCCGUGGCCGGCCCCAUCGAGAGCCGCCAGUCUGCCACCACCUGCGGUAACACCGCCUACUCUGCUGCCCAGGUCCGCGCCGCUGCCAACGCUGCGUGCUCCUACUACCAAGCGGGUGACACUGCUGGUAGCUCGACCUACCCUCACACCUACAACAACCGUGAGGGCUUCGACUUCCUCGUCAGCGGCCCCUACCAGGAAUUUCCCAUUAGGUCCAGCGGUGUCUACACUGGCGGCUCUCCUGGCGCUGACCGUGUUGUCAUCAACACCAACUGCCAGUAUGCCGGUGCGAUCACUCACACUGGAGCUUCCGGUAACAACUUUGUUGGCUGCUCAGGCACCAGCUAG